Magallana angulata is the source of this 489-nucleotide messenger RNA. RefSeq lists its product as uncharacterized. Bases 1 to 489 code for a protein of 162 amino acids. The record is from RefSeq and is a predicted model, not a curated record. The transcript has a single exon. NCBI's taxonomy places the organism in Eukaryota, Metazoa, Mollusca, Bivalvia, Ostreida, Ostreidae.
AUGAUUGAUCUUCAGUGUCGCAGUAUGCGUGAUAACCUGUUGUUUUUUGGUUUAGCUGAACCUGAUGGUAACAGAAAAGAAAACUGUGUGAGUAUUGUGGAUGAAUUCUGUGAGGAUUAUCUCGGAAUUAGGAACAUCGGCCAGGAUAUCGAAAGACCACAUAGGAUUGGAAGGAGGAGAUCCGGUGAAUUCAGACCAGUGGUUGUAAAAUUUUCAUCAUUCACGAUCAGAGAGAAAGUCCGCUGGAACGCUUCCAGAUUAGGAGGAACAAGAUUCGGAAUCCAAGAACAAUUCCCUAGACAAAUACAGGAACAGAGAAAGCAAUUGUAUCCUAUAUUAAAAGAUGCCAGAAAACGGGGGGAAAGGGCUACACUUGUCGUAAAUAAGCUCUACAUUGAUGGUGUUGAAUAUCGAGGACUGGAGACGCUAGAUACUUGUAUUCGGGGCACAAAGGAUGGAGACGAGGGUGCCACACAUAUGGAGGGAUAG